This is a messenger RNA of Saprolegnia parasitica CBS 223.65, 3438 nucleotides long. RefSeq lists its product as hypothetical. Gene Ontology annotation, cellular component: spindle pole; gamma-tubulin small complex; equatorial microtubule organizing center. The record is from RefSeq and is a predicted model, not a curated record. Gene Ontology annotation, molecular function: microtubule minus-end binding; gamma-tubulin binding. Gene Ontology annotation, biological process: microtubule nucleation; meiotic cell cycle; cytoplasmic microtubule organization. The transcript is spliced from 5 exons. The coding region runs from base 1 to 3438 and encodes 1145 amino acids. Lineage: Eukaryota; Oomycota; Saprolegniomycetes; Saprolegniales; Saprolegniaceae.
AUGGACCCGACGGACCCGAGCAAGCUCCGGCUCCGGCCCAAGCCCAAGCUCACCCUCAACAUGCCCCAGCUACCCCCUCGACGGGCAACGACGUCGGCAGUACCUGCCCCCGUGGCCGCGCCCGAGACCGCGGUGCCACUGUACCAGACGCCUGUCCGGUCGGUGGCGGCAACCAGCGAGGCGCGGGCGUCCGGCACGACGUCGCACUUUAAGAAGCCGCCGCUCACGAGCCGUGUGAGCGAGUCAGACGCGCGCUACACGUCCGAGCAGCAAACAACAACAGCAACGACGACGACGUAUGGGAUCACAGACCCGUUGACGCCGGGGAGCCGACUGACACUGGACUCGACCAUGGCACCAGGGCGAAGCAGCGCGUCGACGUACUCGAGCUUCCGCGAGUCUCGCACGGCGACGUUUCCACCGGCGGCGGCGCCCCAAGAGCCGCUGAGCCCGAAUUCGAUGCUGCUCAACACGCUCGACGCCGUGAGCCAAAUGUCGGUGAGCUCGAACAAGGCGCCACAGUUCACGUUCGAGUCCCGGUCGUCGUCGUCGUUAGGGCUUGGCUCGAGCUACAGCCAGAGCAGCGUCGCAACGACCAAGACGCGAACGACGACGAUGCACAUGACGGCAACGUCGGCGGCCUCGAGCGCGCCGUCGCAUGUGUUUCGCCUCGGCACGGGCGACCACGGGCACGGCGGCGACAUCUUCUACCUCUUGACGCGCAUCCGCAUCCGCGCCGGCAACAUCUCGUGUCUUCGCUGCCAUUCGCAAGUCAACGCCAAGACGAACCAGCUCGUGUCGUCCGUGGACGCGGGUGGCGCCGGCUUCGACGCCGACGAGAUCUUUGUGCUCGUCAACGUGACAUUGCGCAGCGACGAAGGGCGCGUCAAGUACACGGACACGGUCGCCAUCUACUGCAUCUCGGGGCCGUCGAAAGGCCGGUUCAUCUCGAUCGAUGGCACGACGAUCACGACCAAGAAGGGCCCGAUCAUGUCCAACGCCGAAAAGUGGCGGCUCGGCGAGAAGGACGAAUUCUUUGGCAAAGAGACGCUGCCGCUCAGCGACGACGCCGACUCGUUCUUGGCGCCCGGUUCGUACGCGCUGCCGUACGUUCUCUGCGUCGAGCACGAGCACGCCGUGAGUCUUCGCGACGUCAAGGACAUGACGGGCUUUGAAGUGUGGGAGAUCACGAAAGCCAACAUCCCGUACGAUCCGCCGUGGAACCGCGACCGGGUUUUCCUCACGGGCGCGUUCAUCCUUGACGCCAAGAGCGACGAAGUCGCGCCGCUCACGCCGCUCACGCAGUGGCCGAACGCGCUCCAGGAGCGCGCGCUCAUCGACGACAUUUUGUACGUGCUCUUGGGCAUCGAAGGCAAGUACAUUCGGCGUAAUGACGCGACGAAAGCCACGACCUCAACUGCGAGCUACCUCAAAAGCUCGGCCUUUGCUCGCGUGCCAUCGCCGUACCUCGACCUCUCGACCGAGAUUUUCGACAGUUUUAGCUUUGGGAUUGACGCCGCCGUGACGGACGCGUCACUGGCCGCGCUCGCGUCCAAGGUGAUUGUGCUCGGCACCUACUACCUCCACGUGACGCACUACAUCGAGACGCGCCGCCGGUACGAGUAUGGCCAAGUGUGCCACGCCUUUUGCGCAGGGCUCAAGGUCCUUUUGCGCGAGUACACGGUCGUCGUCGCACAGCUCGAGCACUUGGCGAUGCGCGGCGACUUGUCGCUCUCGAAGCUCUGGUUUUAUGUGCAGCCGAGUCUGCGCGCGAUGGAGCUCUUGAGCAACGUGGUCAAGUCGAGCGUGGCCCAGCAAGGCGGCGCGCUGCUUAGUGGCAUUGCGCACGUUCCGACGUCUGGGGAUGCCAAGGCCACGUCCGUGCUCAACUUUUUGCUGGAGAAGGCGAGCGCGCCGUACCUCCAAAUGCUCGAGCUCUGGAUCUACCACGGCGAGCUCAAGGACCCGUACGACGAGUUUAUGGUCGCCUCCGACGAGACGCUCCAGAAAGAAGAAGUCAGCGACGAUCCGUGGUCCAAGUACUGGGAGCGCCGGUACACGCUGCGGGCGACGCACGUGCUCACGACCGGCAAAUAUCUCAACGUCUUUCGCACGUGCGGCCGCCACAUCAACUGCCCGUUUGCAGCCACGAUCCCGCACGCCGAGAGCGCGCGCCGCUUUGACGAGCUCGUCGACAAGGCGCACGCGUAUGCAAGCACGCUUCUCGUGGACCUCCUCCUCGAAGAGCAUGACCUUAUGAACCGUCUCCGGUCGAUCAAGCACUACUUCCUCAUGGACCAAGGCGACUUUUUCGUGGAUUUCAUGGACGCGGCCGAGCCCGAGCUCAAUUUGCGCGCCGACAAGCUCUUGGCGUCGCGCCUCGAGUCGCUCUUACACUUGUCGCUGCAGACGUCGACGUGUGCGUCCGACCCGUACAAGGAUGACCUCAUGUGCGUGCUCUCGCCGCACGACCUGAUUUCGCAAAUGGAAGCCAUCCACGAACGGUCGCAAAAGGUCGGUCGCGCGCCGCUCUCGUCGUCGGUUGCCUCGUCGCUCAACGACCCUGGCUACAAGGCGAUUGACGCGCUCACGCUCGACUACAAGGUCACGUGGCCGCUCUCGCUCGUCAUUUCAUCGGGCGCGCUCAACAAGUACCAAAUGAUCUUCCGGCACCUCUUCUUCUGCAAGCACGUCGAGCGGCGGCUCUGCGACGCGUGGCGCAACCACCAGACGACGAAAGAGCUCGGCUUGCGCUCGGCCUUGAUCAAGUCGUACUGCCUCCGCCAGCGCAUGCUCCAUUUCCAGCAAAACUUUGUCUACUACAUGAUGUUUGAGGUGAUUUCGCCGCGCUGGCACGCGCUCGAGACGACGCUCACGAGCGGCAUCGGCUCGGUCGACGACGUUCUCAACACGCACCGCGACUUUCUCGACCAGUGCCUCAAGGAGUGCCUCCUCACGGACCCGGAGCUCCUCCGCGUGCUCACCAAGCUCAUGACGGUCUGCCUCACGUUUGCCAACAGCAUUGACCGCUUCACGCGGCCAUACCGCCUCGACGAAGACGCGAUCCGCAGCGAGCGCGAGGCCGAGCGCGACCGCCGCGCCGACAAGAAGGCCCGCGACGAGGCCGACAUGAUGAUGUCGACCAAAGGCAAGAACAUGCGCAAGAGCUCGGCCGUGCCCCGGCGCAGCUCCAACGUCGACGUGCGUCGCCAGCGCAUUCGAGAACUCUCGGACGACGUGCGGCGCGCGCUCACCGAGUCGGACAUGGGCGAGAAUCCGUUUGUGCGCAUGACCAACGACCUCGAGCUGCAGUUCGACACGCUUCUGGCCGAGUUUAUGCAGCAGCUUCUGCACCGGUCCCACCUCCAGUACAACUCGCACCUCUCGAACCUCUGCACACGCCUCGACUACAACGGCUUUUACACCAACGUAGCGUGA